This is a messenger RNA of Cynoglossus semilaevis (tongue sole), 3008 nucleotides long. RefSeq names its product P-selectin. Gene Ontology annotation, cellular component: membrane. Gene Ontology annotation, biological process: cell adhesion. The record is from RefSeq and is a predicted model, not a curated record. NCBI's taxonomy places the organism in Eukaryota, Metazoa, Chordata, Actinopteri, Pleuronectiformes, Cynoglossidae. The transcript has 17 exons. Bases 101 to 2920 code for a protein of 939 amino acids.
UUAUGGGUGGUGUCUAUCGGGCAGGAAGUACUGGUGAAAUUGAUAUUACUCAUCAUAGAAUAAAUGUAACAAUAGCACUUAGUUAUCGGUGGACGAUUGCAUGAUGUUUCAGAAGUCACUUCACGUUGGACACAUCUGUCAGAAGGUGUUGAUGGCGGCCAUGCUUGUGUUUUUCCAAGACCAGCGCACAGCACAGGCAUGGACCUACAACUACAGCACCAGUCCGAACCAAAGGUGGACUCAGGCCCGUCAGUGGUGCCGGAACCACUUCACAGACAUUGUCAGCAUUCACAGCCAAGAAGAGACUGACUUCAUCAACGAACUGCUGCCGCUUCACACAAAAUAUUACUGGAUUGGCAUUAGUAGGGUUACUAGUGGAGUGUGGACCUGGGAGGACACAAAUGAGACAGUGCCAGAAGCUUUUCAGAACUGGGCUGAAGGGGAGCCAGAUGACAUUCCGGAUCAGGACUGUGUGGAGAUUUACAUCAAGAGAGAUAAAGACACGGCCAGGUGGAACAACGAGAAGUGUAAUUCUAGGAAGGGAACAGUUUGUUACUCUGCUUCUUGUAAACAGGACUCCUGCAGUGUCUACGCAGCCUGUGUGGAGACCGUAGGGAACUAUACCUGCCAGUGCCAUCCUGGUUUUUUUGGACCACGCUGUGACGACGCAAUCUCAUGCGAACCUCUGGCGGACCCAGAAAAUGGUUUUCAUGACUGUUUCCACCCCCAUGGAUCUUAUCGUUUCAAGUCUUCUUGCUAUUUCUUCUGUGAUCUUGGCUUUCAUCUGGUGGGGGCACCUCAAGUGUUCUGCCAAGACACAGAACACUGGGACCACACGGCUCCUCUGUGUCAAGCCGUACAGUGUCCUGUGUUGGACAACACCAACACCAGCAGAGGACGUCUCAAUUGCAGUCACCCCAUUGCACCAUAUAGUUACAACUCCACCUGUGAGGUCAUCUGUGAUGAAGGCCAUGAGCUCAGCGGAGAGGGACAGAUACGUUGUGAUCAUACCGGCUGGUGGACGGCCAGUGUCCCAACAUGUGAAGUGGUCCAGUGCAGCAGCCUCCAGCCUCCUCCUCAUGCUGCGGCCCUGCAGUGUCAGGAUCCUAUAGCAGAGAACAGCUAUGGAUCCACAUGCACCACAGAAUGUGAGGAGGGAUUUGAUCUGAUUGGCUCAAACGUGACAAAAUGCUCUUCGAGGGGCAACUGGACCCACACACUUCCUGUCUGCCAGGCUAAGAGAUGUCUCUCUCUGACUUCUCCUGUAAAUGGCACUCUAACCUGCUCCACUCCUCAUGGACAGUUCAGUUUUGGGUCUCGGUGCACGUCCACCUGUGACGAGGGUUUUCUCCUGAAGGGCACAGCUGACACAGAGUGCACCUCUCUGGGCACGUGGAGCUCUGAUGUCCCAUCCUGCACUGCUAAGAGAUGUCUCACGUUGACCUCUCCAGUUCAUGGCUCCUUAUUCUGCUCCCACCCCUAUGGAAACUUCAGUUUUCAAUCCCACUGCACGUCCACCUGUGACGAGGGCUUUCUGCUGAAUGGGACAAGGACAACUCAGUGCACGUCUACAGGCCAAUGGAGCGCAGACACUCCUAACUGCCUGGUGGUCCAGUGCAGCAGCCUCCAGCCUCCUCCUCAUGCUGCGGCCCUGCAGUGUCAGGAUCCUAUAGCAGAGAACAGCUAUGGAUCCACAUGCACCACAGAAUGUGAGGAGGGAUUUGAUCUGAUUGGCUCAAACGUGACAAAAUGCUCUUCGAGGGGCAACUGGACCCACACACUUCCUGUCUGCCAGGCUAAGAGAUGUCUCUCUCUGACUUCUCCUGUAAAUGGCACUCUAACCUGCUCCACUCCUCAUGGACAGUUCAGUUUUGGGUCUCGGUGCACGUCCACCUGUGACGAGGGUUUUCUCCUGAAGGGCACAGCUGACACAGAGUGCACCUCUCUGGGCACGUGGAGCUCUGAUGUCCCAUCCUGCACUGCUAAGAGAUGUCUCACGUUGACCUCUCCAGUUCAUGGCUCCUUAUUCUGCUCCCACCCCUAUGGAAACUUCAGUUUUCAAUCCCACUGCACGUCCACCUGUGACGAGGGCUUUCUGCUGAAUGGGACAAGGACAACUCAGUGCACGUCUACAGGCCAAUGGAGCGCAGACACUCCUAACUGCCUGGUGAAGACAUGUCCACGUCUGGACUCUCCCCCUCAUGGCUCUCUGCUCUGCUCCGAUCCUCACGGAGAGUUCAGUUUUGCUUCUCGUUGCACAUCAUCCUGUGAUGAUGGCUUUCAACUGAAUGGUCGUGCUGACACUGAGUGCACGUCUGCGGGCAAAUGGAGCCGUAAAAAAGCCAAAUGCAAGGCCCGACCAUGCCCCCUACUGGCCAAGGCUCCACACCGUGGGAGGAUGAACUGCAGCCAUCCACACUCCGAUUUCAGUUAUGAAUCCCACUGUAACUUUGAAUGUUCUGAGGGUUUCUUGUUGAUAGGGACACCAACUGUUACAUGUAACUCCUCAGGAAACUGGAGUCAGGAUCUACCCACCUGCCAACUGGUGCAGUGUGAGGCCAUCAACACCACAAGUCUGCCCAUGUCUAUGAACUGCACCCACCCUCUGGGUAAUUUCAGCUUUGCCUCCUACUGCCUUCUCAGCUGUGAUGAUGGAUUCUCCAUGAAUGGCAGUGGGGGGCUGCUUUGCACCUCCACUGGAGUUUGGAGUGACACUCUGCCCAAAUGCUUAGAUGAUUCACCAGUGGCUGGUGCCAUAUUUUUUUCCACUGGAUUCAGGGUACUCUAUAUUAGUGUUCCAAUUUUUCUUUUUCUAGUAGGACUGGCUGUGUUCAUUUUUACAAGAUUUAAGAGCAAAGGAGCCUUAAUAAUGGCUGCUCCUCUUUAUGAGGAACACUGGAACCCAGCUUUUGAGUCGUAAACUUUUUGUCCCACUUGUAAAAUGCAGCAAUUGUAAAUGCUACUGAUUAAUGCUAUUUCAGUAAUAAAUGCAAUAACUUAAAAAAACA